UUUAUUUUCGCGGCAAAAUUAUUUCGGUUCUGAACAAAAAGUUCAAGUUGCUCCACAUUUUGAAUAUUUAUAUCUGAAAUGGAAUUAGGUGGAAGUAGUCGGAGUACGUCGCAAGUGAGGAAGAGGCCGAGGGUAAAGGGAAACACCGAAUCGGCAUCGUAUGGCCAGAGGUUGCAGUUUUAUACGGUUCCUCCUGUUGAAAAUAUUUCCCUCCAGGAAUUUGAACAGUUUGCUGUUGAAAGGUUGAAGGUGCUGAAUGAGAUUGAAAAGGUUGGUGCAAAACAUCUCAAAGGGACUGCAAACUACAAAAAAGCCAUAACAGACUCCCUUAUAAACCUAAGGAGAUGUCUGACAAAACCUGUGAAGCAUUGGGAUGCAGAAGAUUCCAGAUGGGACUACAUAUCACAUUUUAUUCUGCGCCUUGCCUAUUGCAGAUCGGAGGACUUGAAGAGAUGGUUUAUGACCCAGGAGAUGGACUUGUUUAGGUUCAGAUUUUGUAACGAGGAUGCUGAGUCUAUAGAAGACUUUCUACGUAGUAACAACCUUAACUACCAACCUAUCAGUGAAUCUGAGAAAAAUGAACUAAGAUUCAAACUUUCUGAUUCUACAUUUGAUAUGACAACAGUGAAAGUGUCAGGAACAGAGUUCUAUAAGGUUCCAUUCACUGAUGCCCUAGACAUUGUUCGUGCAAGACGUUGCUACGUCAAAGAUGGAUACGCCUAUGUACCUCACCAUGAUCUUGUCUCAUUGGUCCUCACAUCAUACAGACUGCAUCUGUCACAUGCAUUAGCAGUGACAUCACGUGCUGUACCUCACUUAGAGGAAGAUGACAGGUUGUUACCCAUGUUGACCAGCCUUAGUAAGAGGUAUCUUGGACAGGAUUACAAUAACAAGAAAUCAACCACUGGAGAAGUUACAGCAGAUAUGGUUAAUGGGCUCUCUGAGAAACAUUUCCCAUUGUGUAUGCGUCAGAUGCAAGACCACCUAAAACAGGAGCACCAUCUUAAACAUGGUGGCAGGCAACAGUAUGGCCUCUUCUUAAAAGCUAUAGGAAUGUCCUUAGAUGAAGCAAUGAGAUUCUGGAAGAUGUCAUUCGCAAAAAAUAUUGAUGCUGAUAAGUUUGAUAAGCAAUAUUCAUACAACAUCCGUCACAACUAUGGUAAAGAGGGCAAGAGAGCCGACUAUACACCUUACAGUUGUAUGAAGAUCAUCAUGUCCAAUGCACCUGCUGCUGGUGAUGCUCAUGGUUGCCCAUUUAAGCACAGUGAUAUAGAUAUGUUAAGACAACGACUCCAGAAUCUACGUGUCAACAAGGAUGGCAUUGAUGAAAUCAGUGACUUUGUCAAAAGAGGACACUACCAACUGGCAUGCGGGAAAUAUUUUGAAGUAACACACCCAAAACAUGACUUGGUUGACUUCUCCCCUAACCACCCAAAUCAAUACUAUGAGGAGAGUGUGAGGAUUGAAAGUGGAGUAUCAAAGGAAGGCUCAACUGAGACACCUAAGAGUCAAAGGAGUAAAUCAUUUUUGCCCAUAAAGGCAACCCCCAAUACCCCCAGUACACAAUGUAGUACCCAGCCUUCAACCCAGGAUGAAAGUUUUGAUGAUAUUAUACUCAGUGCAGAGGAUAUGGACAAAGCUUUGGAAGGAGUUGAAUCGUGUUAGCAUUAAUAAAUUAUAAUGGACUGUCAAUGUUGAUACAAAUUUGGAAAUAGAAAUUGAACAAGAUUGAUUCUAUUUCAUAUGGAACUGUAGAAAAUUACUGUAAAUUGAGUAAGUUUUGUAAAAUAUGUUCUCACAAUUUUUAAUUUAUUAAAUAUUUAUAUGUCAAAACUCAUUUCAUUUGUGCAAAACCUCAUUUUACAGUGUUCCUCCACAUCAGUAAUUAAGUGUCCAAUUUAAUAUGUAAAUGUUAUCGAAGAUUAAAAAGGCAGUUAGCACUUUGGACAACUCUGCAACAAUAGCCAUUUAACACUUCUGUGAAACUUAUUUAAAAUCAUAUGUACCAACUAAACUUUUGUAUUCUAUAAUGUAAUACUUUAUUAAAUUAAAUAAAUAUAUCUGUACAUUGUACAUAGCACAAAUAUAAAUAAAAUACAUAUAAACCAUAAAAA
Messenger RNA from Owenia fusiformis, 2114 nucleotides. Lineage: Eukaryota; Metazoa; Annelida; Polychaeta; Sabellida; Oweniidae. The record is from the annotation of a GenBank genome assembly.